CUGAAAUCUGUGCCUCAGUGACUGAAUUUGCAGUUCACUGCAGACGAACGGGUUUCUGACGAAUCUAAAACUAAGGUUUUUAUUUGUAAUAUAAUUGCAUGAGCUUACUAUUUGUAUUCGUUUCUUGGAUAUUUCACACUAUUUUGGACCAGAACAUUUAUUUUUCAGUAAGGAUAAGAUUUCUGAAUUCAUGUAUAUUUCUCCAAUAUGAAUGAGUCUGAGGAGAGUGAGGAGGGAGGUCAUACCUCUAAACCCCCCCUGUCCUGGGAGCAUGGCCACCAAAGCAAAGCUGAGAGCCCAGAGCAGGAGAGAUCCAGUUCUCCCGUUGCCAGCUGUGUCUCCAUGACUAGUGACAAGUCUAUGGGUCAUCCUGUGAACUUUAAAGAUGGAAAGCAGUCUACUGAUAAAAGAAGUGAGAAGAAUCAGGAGACAUCAGACACCACGGUUCCCAGCCAUGUCUUCGUGAAGAGUGACGGGUCAAUUGGUCAGCCUCCGAACUUUACAGAUGAGCGCCCGUCCACUGAUGAAAGCCCAGAGAAGGAGAGAUCCAGUUCUCCCGUUCCAAGCUGUGUCUCGAUGACUAGUGACAAGUCUAUGGGUCAUCCUGUGAACUUUAAAGACAGAAAGCAGUCUACUGAGAAAAGAAGUGAGAAGAAUCAGGAGACAUCAGACACCACGGUUCCCAGCCAUGUCUUCGUGAAGAGUGACGGGUCAAUUGGUCAGCCUCCGAACUUUACAGAUGAGCGCCCGUCCACUGAUGAUAGCCCAGAGCAGGAGAGAUCCAGUUCUCAUGUUGCCAGCUGUGUCUCCGUGACUAGUGACAAGUCUAUGGGUCAUCCUGUGAACUUUAAAGACAGAAAGCAGUCUACUGAGAAAAGAACUGAGAAGAAUCAGGAGACAUCAGACACCGCGGUUCCCAGCCAUGUCUUUGUGAAGAAUGACGGGUCUAUUGGUCAGCCUCCGAACUUUACAGAUGAGCGCCCAUCCACUAACGAAAGACAACACCAAGAGAGCUCAAAGGAGACCAGUGACAUUAGUGAGCUAUUGCCUGCGUCAAAUCAAUCAGAUCCGAAGACCAAGUUCAUGCUGGUGAAGGCGACUGUGCAAAAAUUUGUAGACAAGGAGCUGGCGAAGCUUUGGGGGGCUCACUUCCCAGAGUACCCACAAUGCUCAGGGAGUCAGGCGAAGGAUGAUGUUGGGAAGGGCGAUGACGAGGAGGCACUGGAUGAAGAGGAAGAGCAGCAGCGGAAAAGUGCCAUCAAGGGAGUUGGAAAGAUCACACUGCUCUGCAUGAUGAGGAUGAAGGAGGAUGAGAUGGCUCACACUCUCAAGAGCGAAACUCUUGCGGUUAAGUGCAAACAAAAACUCAAGUGUCACAUGAUGGAGAAGUUCCGGAGUUGGUUUGAGGGAAUCGCUAAGGCGGGACAGCCGUCACUUCUCAAUGAGAUCUACACAGAGCUCUUCAUUACGGAGGGCGGCAGUGGAGACAUCAACAAUGAGCACGAGAUCAGACAGAUUCAAAUUGCUUCCAGGAAACCAGCAAAGGAAGAAAUGUGUUUCAUCAAAUGUGAAGACCUCUUUCAAGCUACUGCUGACAACUCUCAACCAAUCAGAAGAAUAUUGACCAAAGGAGUUGCUGGCAUCGGUAAAACCGUCUUAACACAUAAGUUCACUCUGGACUGGGCCGAAGGCAAAGCCAACCAAAACAUAGACUUCACAUUUCACGUGACUUUCAGAGAGUUAAAUUUACUGAAAGACAAAACGUUCAGCAUGGUGGAACUUGUCCAUCACUUCUUCAUUGAAACCAAAAACGCUGAAAUCUGCAACUUCGAAAAGUUCAAAGUAAUUUUCAUCAUUGAUGGUCUGGAUGAGUGCCGGCUUCCUCUGGACUUCCACAAGAAUGGGACCUGGACGGAUGUCAAAAAGCCCACCUCGGUGGAUAUGCUACUGACAAACCUCAUCAUGGGCAACCUGCUUCCCAAUGCAUGCAUCUGGAUAACCACACGUCCUGCAGCAGCCAAUCGGAUCCCUGCUAACUGUGUGGACAUGUUGACAGAGGUGAGAGGGUUCACAGACUCACAGAAGGAGGAGUAUUUCAGGAAGAGAUUCAAGGAGGAGACGCUGGCUGGACAAAUCCUCUCACACAUCAAGAGAUCGCGAAGCCUGUAUAUCAUGUGCUACAUCCCAAUCUUCUGUUGGAUCACUGCUACAGUCCUGGAGCAUUUCUUCCACACAUGGAAGAGACAAGGAGAUAUGCCCAAGACUUUAACUGAGAUGUACAUCCACUUCCUGAUAGUUCAGUCCUUACAGGAGAACAUUCGGUAUAAUGGAAAACGUGUACCAGAUUCACAAUGGUUUAAGAAGAGCAGGAAGAUUCUUUUAUCUCUAGGAAAACUGGCUUUUAACCAGCUAGAGAAAGGUAACCUGAUUUUCUAUAAGACAGACCUGGAAGAAUGUGAGAUCGAUAUCAGAGCAGCCUUAAAGUACUCAGCUGUGUUCACCCAGGUCUUUAAAGAGGAGUGCGGGCUUUACCAGGAAAAGGUGUUCUGCUUCAUUCAUCUAAGCAUUCAAGAGUUUCUUGCUGCCAUGUAUGUCUUUUGGACCUUCAUCAACACUGGUGUCAAUUCACUUUCAAAAAAGAAAUGCAUAAUGGAUCUCCAACACCUCUAUAAUAUGGCUGUGGACAAGGCCAUAGAAAGUGUGAACGGACACCUGGACUUGUUCCUUCGCUUCCUCCUGGGACUUUCUCAGGAGACCAAUCAGACUCUCCUACGAGGCCUGCUUGGAGAGACAGGAAAUAGAUCACUGACUAAUGCUAGCACAGUUGAAUAUAUCAAGCAGAAACUAGAUCAGGAUCUCUGUCCAGAGAAAACCAUCAAUCUGUUAAACUGUCUGAAUGAAAUGGGCGGCCGUUCUCUAGUGGAGGACAUACAGAAGUACCUGACAUCUGGAAGUCUCUCCAGGAAAACUCCAGAACCUGGUCAGUGGGCUGCUCUGGUCUUCAUCUUAUUGUCAUCAGACAAUGAACUAGAUGUGUUUGACCUGAGGAAAUACUCUGCUUCUGAGGAGGUUCUUCUGAGGCUGCUGCCAGUCGCCAAAGUCUCAAAGAAAUUGCUACUGAGUGGCUGCAAUCUGUCAGAGGGAUGCUGUGAAGCUCUGGCCUCAGUUCUCAGCCAAAACUCCAGUCUGAUAGAGCUGGACCUGAGUACCAAUGAUCUGCAGGAUUCGGGGGUGAAGCUGAUCUCUGUUGGACUGGAGAGUCUAGACUGUACACUGGAAACUCUCAGGUUGUCGGCCUGCCUGGUCACAAAGGAUGGCUGUGAAGCUCUGGCCUCAGCUCUCAGCUCCAAUUCCUCUAGUCUGAGAGAGCUGGACCUGAGUACCAAUGAUCUGCAGGAUUCAGGAGUGAAGCUGCUCUCUGGUGGACUGAGGAGUCCAAACUGUACACUGAAAACACUUAAGAUGAAUGGCUGUCUUCUGACAGAGAGAUGCUGUGAAGCUCUGGCCUCAGCUCUCAGCACAAAAUCCUCUAGUCUGAGGGUGCUGGACCUGAGUUCCAAUGAUCUGCAGGAUUCAGGAGUGAAGCUGCUCUCUGCUGGACUGGAGAGGCCAGACUGUACACUGGUAACUCUCAGGCUGAAAAACUGUAGUCUGUCAGAGAUAUGCUGUGAAGCUCUGGCCUCAGUUCUCAGCUCCAACUCCAGUCUGAUAGAGCUGGACCUGAGUACCAAUGAUCUGCAGGAUACAGGAGUUGGGCUGCUCUCUGCUGGACUGGGGAGUCCACACUGUUCAUUGAAAAUCCUUAGGAUGAAUGGCUGUCUUCUGACAGAGAGAUGCUGUGAAUCUCUGGCCUCAGUUCUCAGUUCCAAAUCCUGUCGUAUGAGAGAGCUGGACUUGAGUACCAAUGAUCUGCAGGAUUCAGGAGUGAAGCUGCUCUCUGUUGGACUGGGGAGUCCACACUGUACACUGGAAACACUCAGGCUGACAUACUGUAGUUUGUCAGAGAGAUGCUGUGAAGCUCUGGCCUCAGUCCUCAGCUCCAACUCACCUAGUCUAAAAGAGCUGGACUUGAGUACCAAUGAUCUGCAGGAUUCAGGAUUAAAGCUGCUCUCUGCUGGACUGGGGAGUCCAGACUGUACACUGGAAAAACUGAAGAUGAAUGGCUGUCUUCUGACAGAGAGAUGCUGUGAAGCUCUGGCCUCAGUUCUCAGCUCCAACUCCUCUAGUCUGAGAGAGCUGGACCUGAGUUCCAAUGAUCUGCAGGAUUCAGGAGUGAAGCUGCUCUCUGCUGGACUGGGGAGUCCAGACUGUACACUGGAAACACUCAGGCUUUCUGGCUGCCUGGUCACACAGGAAGGCUGUGCUUCUCUGGCCUCCGCUCUGAGCUCCAACCCCUCCCAUCUGAGAGCGCUGGACCUGAGCUACAAUCACCCAGGAAACUCAGGAGUUACGCUGCUCUCUGCUGGACUGGAGGAUCCACGCUGGAGACUCGACAAUCUCAGUGUGGAGCACAGUGGAGAAUGGAGGCUGACAUCGGGUGUGAGGAAGUAUGCCUAUGUAUUCACACUGGACCCAAACACAGUCCACACAUACCUCUCUCUGUCAGAGGGCAACAGCAGAGUGACGCUGGAUGAAGAAGAUAAUUGGUAUCCUGAUCACCCAGAGAGAUUUGACUUCUUUCAACAGGUGUUGUGUAGAGAGGGCCUGACUGGCCGCUGUUACUGGGAGGUAGAGGUACAAGGAGACGCUUCUAUAGGUGUUGCGUACAGAGAAAUAAGGAGGAAAGGACAGGGGGACCUCUCCUAUCUCGGAGGGCAGAAUAAGUCCUGGAGUCUGAAAUGUUACGCUGAUCAUUACAUUGCCUGCUGCAACAACAGAAGAAUAGACAUACGUCUCCCUCGUUCCACCCGCAGAGUAGGAGUGUAUGUGGACUGCCAUGCUGGCACUUUGACCUUCUAUAGGGUGACACCAGAGGUCUGCGACAAAGUAGAAGGACCCUCCUCAAACACAUGGGCACACAUCCACACCUUCCAGUCCACAUUCACCCAGAACUGCUACCCUGGGUUUGGGUUCAAGUUUUGGAGAAAUGGUGACACUGUGACCCUGUGUGACCUUUUUCAAUGAUCACACACACACACACACACACACACACACACACACACACACACACACACACACACACACAGUUGCAGGGCGGAGUGGGCCACUGUUUCAUAUCGGGAGCUUCCAGGACUGCCGCUGAUUUGUUGACGGGGGGGAAUACUAUAACUACUGUACACUUUUUAUUUUAUGGAUCGCCUUCAACAGAUCACUGUGGUCCCCCCAUUGUUGAGAUCAUCUUGCAGUCCAGUAAAGACCAGAACAACUUGCAAAACCUAACUGGAUUUGCAAACCCUUUAAUUUGCAGUGAAGCUAUCUUCCCGUGUUAGUAUUUUUGUUGUUGAUUGUGUAUUAAGGUGAUCAUUGGAGCCAUUUGACCUUAGAAUCAACAUGUAAUAACCUUGAACAUGUAUGCAAAAUAUUUUUUUUUAUUUAAAAAUCCCAAUUGAUAAAUAUAAGGACAUUUAAAAGUUUUACAGCAAAAAAAUGUUAAUUUAAUAAAUUGUUUUAAAUUUUA
This is a messenger RNA of Gadus morhua (Atlantic cod), 5617 nucleotides long. RefSeq names its product NACHT, LRR and PYD domains-containing protein 12. The transcript has 21 exons. Bases 208 to 5124 code for a protein of 1638 amino acids. The record is from RefSeq and is a predicted model, not a curated record. Gene Ontology annotation, molecular function: protein binding. NCBI's taxonomy places the organism in Eukaryota, Metazoa, Chordata, Actinopteri, Gadiformes, Gadidae.